Periconia digitata is the source of this 1766-nucleotide messenger RNA. Lineage: Eukaryota; Fungi; Ascomycota; Dothideomycetes; Pleosporales; Periconiaceae. The record is from the annotation of a GenBank genome assembly.
CUAUCUGCAUCAUGUUGUUCUUCGGUGUUUCAACGCUCGCUAUUCUUGCAGUCACUGUUGUCGCACGACCAACUAGCAAUGUAGUCGUCGAGCAAUUGCAAGGUCCUCCUGCGGGCUGGAUAAAAGAUGAUGGUACCAAGGUGGACAAAGAUGUCACCACGAUCACGCUCCAGAUCCAUCUUACAAACCAAGGCAUGAAGGAAUUCCACGACCUUGCCAUGAAUAUUGCGACACCUGGACACGCACAAUAUGGAAACCAUCUUGAUCAGGCUACGAUAUCAUCCAUGAUUGCACCAAAGCAAGAGUCCGUUGACUUGGUGCAGACCUGGCUUGAAAGGGAACUUCCUUCUUCUGGCGCGGAUGUACUCGUGAACGGAGACUAUGUCACUGUUCGUGCGAGCGUAAAUGCCAUCGAGAAACUUCUCAAGACGGAAUACAACACGUUCGUGCGCACAUCGAGCUCCGACAAAGCUCUCAGAACCCUCCAAUACAGCCUGCCAUCAAACCUCGUUGGGCACAUUGACAUGGUUCAGCCAACUACCUUCUUUGGCCUUCAGAAGCAGCGUUCGACGAUCUUGGAGCACCAUGAGCUUGCUGAUGAUGAUGAGGUUUCCACUGAGGCUGUUCAAGCUGUGCCGGGGUGCACUGGCUCGCGCAUCACCCCUACAUGUCUGGCGAACCUGUACAACUUUGUAUCGGCUAAGAACCAGACCGUCGGACUUCUUGGUGUGGCUGGAUUUCUGGAAGAAUACGCCAUCAAAGCAGAUAUGUCCACUUUUUUGAACAAUUACGCUUAUUUCUCCAACAAGUCUAAGGGCUUUACAUGCGCGCCUGUUAAUGGUGGUACUUGCCCUAAUUCGCCGGCCGGUAUCGAAGCCAACUUGGAUGUCCAAUAUGCUGGUAGUAUCUCGAGCUCCGUGCCAAUGACUUAUUAUAGUACUGCAGGACGCGGUCCAUGGAUUGGACCGGGAACAAACACUAACGAACCCUACCUUGAGUUCCUAAACUAUCUGCUGGCAUUGCCUGCUGAGUCGCUGCCCAAUACACUUUCCAUCUCUUACGGCGAUGAUGAGUCCACGAUACCAGUCUCCUACGCCACGAAUGCCUGCAACCUGUUCUCUCAACUCGGAGCACGAGGCGUUUCCGUUCUCGUUUCGUCCGGAGAUUCCGGUGUAGGAUCUUCUUGCAAGAUCAAUGGAAAAUCUUCUUUUACCACCGCGUUCCCCGCCGCUUGCCCUUGGGUCACCACUGUUGGCGGUACCAGUGGAACUUCUCCAGAAGGCGCGUGGUCUGCGGGCGGGGGCGGUUUCUCCGAAGUUUUUGAACGUCCGAGCUAUCAAAAUGCCACCGUUGCAAAUUGGCUUGCUACUGAUACCACACACAACGCCGUGACACCCUACUUCAACGCUUCCGGUCGCGCAUACCCCGAUGUCUCUGCGCUGGCUGUGAACUACGUCAUUGUCGCUGGCGGAUCAUCCACUGGUGUUUCUGGGACUUCCUGUUCUGCGCCUGCCACCGCGGGUAUCAUUCAAUUGCUGAACAGCGGACGCAUCGCGGCGGGAAAGAAAGGGUUGGGAUUUUUGAAUCCUUGGCUGUAUGGAACAGCUAGCACGGGUUUCAAUGACAUCAAAACCGGAAAGAUCGGGGGUUGUAGUGGGGUCAUCUCAGGAGCGGGAUUCAGUGCUGUGUCUGGAUGGGAUCCGGCGACAGGACUAGGCAGCCCCAACUAUGAGGCCCUCUUGAAGUUUGCGACAUCAACAGCUUAG